Messenger RNA from Bactrocera latifrons, 846 nucleotides. RefSeq lists its product as uncharacterized. The coding region runs from base 1 to 846 and encodes 281 amino acids. The record is from RefSeq and is a predicted model, not a curated record. NCBI's taxonomy places the organism in Eukaryota, Metazoa, Arthropoda, Insecta, Diptera, Tephritidae. The transcript has a single exon.
AUGGCAAACUUCAUGAAUUUUCAAAAGUCUCCUUCGACGAGCAUAAGUUUGCAGAAUGCUGGUGAUUGUGAUGAAAAAAAUGCGGGCUUAUCAAAAGCAGCCAUAACAUUUAGAAUAGUAAAGGAAUUGCAUAUUCUGAGCAUUUCGAAUAUCGAAAAUCACUACCAAUCAAUUCAGCACGUGACCACUGCAACGUCGAUUGCUAUUACCAUUUCAACGACGUCAUAUUCUUGCAGUUCAUCGCCGACUCUUAGGUCUAGCGAUGGCGGGAGGGAAUUUCUGAAACCCCGCCAACGGAAGCAACAUGCUCAACACAGACAAUAUGUUGUUCCCGGAUUAAACACUGAUUUGAGCAGUGACGACGGAUACUCCUCAUGUCAUAAUGACAGACGUAAAAGUGAUAACUGUAGGCGAAGCGGCAACCGGAUAAUGUCCAAGGCAUGUACAAAUAAGUCCUCUCGGCCUAGAAGUAUUAGCACCAGCAGCACUGAAAGUGGCGUUUUCUCUGGUGAUGACCGCAACUAUCAGCCACUGCCCUCUGGCUGCGUUGCAAACCCAGUGAAUAGUAAUCGCAACGAUCUUGGCAUUCGACAGAAUUUUUCUAAAGAUCAUCGUUUUGCUAGAAAUUUCCAGGGAAUGCCGACUUCGGCGACACACUUUUCUAGCAGCAAAAUCUUUAAUGCGCCAGCGGCUUCAACCUUGCCACAACCGCCACAGCGUUGGCUGCUAGGUAGAGCGAAGGGUUUCGUUAACGAAGAAAACAGCGCGGAUGAGCAAGAAAGGGCAAAGAAGGCAGACACCUUCGAUUUUUAUAAUUUAAACAUGUUGCUUUCAGUGGAAGCAUAA